Messenger RNA from Gossypium raimondii (Peruvian cotton), 2264 nucleotides. RefSeq lists its product as uncharacterized. Bases 517 to 1998 code for a protein of 493 amino acids. The transcript is spliced from 6 exons. Lineage: Eukaryota; Viridiplantae; Streptophyta; Magnoliopsida; Malvales; Malvaceae. The record is from RefSeq and is a predicted model, not a curated record.
UUCAUUUUUUAAUUUAAUUAUUUUACAAAUAACGUACUUUUCAGCUCAAUUUUCCACUUCCAAUUUUUCGGUGGAAAAAGAAAAAGAAAAAGCAAGAAAGCAAGAAUCCUUCUUUUGGUAGUGAUCGAUCUUCACUGAUUUUUUUUCUUUAAUUGUUUCUUUCUUCAAUCCAAUCUCAAACUUUUGAAAUUCUGGUAAUCCUCUGUUUUUUAAAUCCAUUUUCUGCAGAUUAAUUUAAAAAAAUUCUGAAUUUCUCAUUCUCUUAACAACGAAAAUCAACGGUGAUCUAGUGAUCCGAUCCAUCCCAUCUGAUGAUUAGUUUCCAAUCAAAGCAUCAAUCGCAUUUGAAUUUCUCAAUUCUCCUUCCUUCCGAUGCUUUCUUUAUAAUUUGUUUUAAUUGCUUAAGAUUUCGCCUCAAAAUUUGAUAAUUUUUCUUUUUCCCCUGUUUCUUUUUCUUAGAAAUCGAAACCCUAAAUCCGUUACAUUUCCAGUUAAAAGAAAAUCAAAAAAUUUUCAAUGGCUGAUCGGAGUAGGUUAUUUUCGAUUGACGAUCUACCGUCGCAUCUAAUUUUGGAAAUUUUAACGUCCGGUAAACGGUUAAGUGCCGUUGACCUAGUGUCGCUGGAGCUGACUUCGAGAACAUUCGGAGGGUGUCACGGUGUUUAUCCCACGAAAUGCAGGUCGCUGGUUGAUUUAGCCGCGUUUCAAUUGUGCAUGACGAAUGGGAUAUAUAUAGGGAUGAAUUGUAGUAGUCAAAGGGACAUUUUUGAACGGUGUGAUGGGAAUUGGAAGCGACUUUUGAGGUUUUUGCAAUCAGUAGAGCAAUCGUCGGACAUGGUCCAAACCUCUGCAGGCAAUAUGCAGAUAACAACUGGAAGGUAUCACACAUUGCUAAUUAGGAAUUCAUCAGUGUACUCUUGUGGUUCCAGUUUGUGUGGUGUCCUUGGACAUGGCCCUGAAACAACACAGUGUGUAGCAUUUACGAGGAUUAACUUCCCUUCUCUAGCUAAUGUGAUCCAGGUGUCUGCCUCUCAGAAUCAUGCUGCAUUUGUUUUGCAGUCUGGAGAGGUUUUCACAUGUGGAGACAAUUCAUCCUUUUGUUGUGGCCAUAGAGAUACAGGCCGCCCCAUCUUUAGACCAAGGCUUGUUGAAGCAAUGAAGGGGAUUCCUUGUAAACAGGUUGCUGCUGGACUGAAUUUUACUGUGUUUCUUACAAGACAAGGGCUUGUUUAUACAUGUGGAACUAACACACAUGGGCAGUUGGGUCAUGGUGACACUCAAGACCGACCAACCCCCAAAAUGGUUGAACUGCUUGAGAGAGUUGGCUCUGUAGUUCAGAUUGCUGCUGGCCCAAGCUAUGUUUUAACUGUAACUGACAAUGGAGUAGUCUACUCAUUUGGUUCUGGUUCUAAUUUUUGCCUUGGCCAUGGGGAGCAGCAAAAUGAAUUCCAGCCACGUGCAAUCCAGACAUUUAAGAGAAAGGGUAUUCAUGUUCUUCGUGUCUCAGCUGGUGAUGAGCAUGUUGUGGCAGUUGAUUCGAGUGGAUAUGUUUAUACCUGGGGAAAAGGUUACUGUGGUGAAUUAGGCCAUGGAGAUGAGAUCGAUAAGACUCUUCCUGAACACUUGAUUAGCCUUAAGGGUCAGCUUGCCGUGCAGGUUUGUGCAAGAAAGAGGAAAACAUUUGUUCUGGUUGAUGGUGGUGCUGUCUAUGGCUUUGGGUGGAUGGGAUUUGGCAGCUUGGGUUUCCCAGACAGGGGCGUAUCUGACAAAAUUAUGAGACCUAGACUCCUUGAUUGCUUGAGAGAUCACCGUGUUUCACAGGUUAGCACGGGUCUGUACCACACUGUGGUGGUAACUCAUCGGGGGAGGAUGUUCGGGUUUGGAGACAACGAGCGAGCACAACUUGGUCAUGACACACUGAGAGGUUGCCUUGAACCUACAGAGAUUUUUAUUCAUGAAAUGGAAGACGAAGCAACUCUUCUUUCAGAAAGCAGAUGAAAUGCAAUGAAUUGCAUCUGCUUUUAUGGAGAUCAGUGACGACCGUCUUGUGUUCCUACUUGAGAGGUGAAACACCGCUUAUCCCCCUCAUUAAAAUUCUUGUAGAAUUAUAUGAAUUUUUAACUCCGCAUUCGGGAUGCUGACUGUUAUAUUUUAUAAAGUUGCAUAUGUAGGCCGUGAUAGUUGCUUUUCCCCUGCUUCUAUCCAUGUUUGUUGUUAAGUUUUACUUAUUCGAGUUCAGAAGAUUGCUUUGUUCUUUAUUGCCC